Messenger RNA from Ophidiomyces ophidiicola, 2877 nucleotides. RefSeq lists its product as uncharacterized. The transcript has 6 exons. NCBI's taxonomy places the organism in Eukaryota, Fungi, Ascomycota, Eurotiomycetes, Onygenales, Onygenaceae. The record is from RefSeq and is a predicted model, not a curated record. The coding region runs from base 1 to 2877 and encodes 958 amino acids.
AUGACUCGUAUAAUUCAUCGAGCCGGGUCGGCAUAUGCCACUCGUGCUCGCAGCAAAGUUGCUAAGGCAAAAGCUCGCAAGCACAAAAUAAUAUUGGAAACCGUCACUCAGGAAAAGAAGAAGCUUCGGAGUGUUAUCUCAUUCGAGGCCAAAGCGCCGCCUGGUUAUACCUUUAUUCCUGCAGGUAAUCCUAAAUUCACAAGUUCAUGUAAAGAAAUCUGCAGAAAAGAUGGACUUAAAGUUUUUACCGUUUCAACAACACCCCACCAAGGAAUGCAUAAUCUAUCGCAGCAAGUACACAGAAUCGGGUACCACUUUCCCAGUGUCGUAGUGGCUACUGUAUGUAUGGAUCGAGGUGUUUUUCUGUCAUCUACCGGAAAGGUAAUGCCAUAUCGCCAAUUACCCACCCGCAGCGGUGCUCGAGGGCCCAUAACCGAGCGAAAAGCGGAUUCCGAAUUAUCGCAAAACAUAAUUAACACAGAGGCUCGUGAUGCAAUCAAAGAUUUGUUUCCAAAUAUACCAGCCAAGGACUUAAAUCAGAUUGUUAAAACUGCCUUCCGCAAGGGUAAACGCAAAGUAGGCACUGCAGUUGAGCUUCCUUUGGCGCGACGUGCGCAGCUAGCUGUUGUUGCUCACAUACGACAUGUGUAUACAAAAUAUGACAAUUUACUGAAGCUUACAUCUUUUCAAGAAGCUCGUGCUGCAGUUGAAGAACCCUGCCUUGCUAAGCUUGUACAGUGGAGGGGGGAUGAUGAAAGUGGAGAAACUGUUCUUGAAGAUGUUUUUCGGGAAGUCAUCGUUAUAUCAGAUGAUGAGGAUGAAGACCUUAGCGAGGAUGGUGAUCAUCCCGAAGGCGAUCGAGAUUCCAGCGUUGAGAUAAUUUCUAGCAACACAGUGGUUAAGGAGCUACAGACCCAGCCGUUAAGUCAUGAAACGUCUGCCACUAUUGACAGGAGCAGAGUUCCUGAGCCUUCUGAGGACGAAGGGCAUCCUGGUGUUCGUUUUAUCCGUCCUCUCCCAAGGAAACGAAAGCUUGGGGACAAAAAGAAGCUUGAUCGUCGCGGCUUUAGCAGAUAUCAAGCCUGGGACAGGGCCAGGGAUCGAUAUAGAGGUACUCUACAUGCAUCUAACGAACAGCCUCACCCAGCAGAAAAUAAUGACCGGCCGGUUCCUGCCCUGUUUCCAUUACCGGAGCCACAGCCAACUAGGCAGAUACCAUAUACCGGAGACUCGCAACCCCGGGCUUUGGUUGCCAAACGUUCAGGUGACGACCUACCAGGGCAUAUCAGUCAACACUCGUACCAAGCUGUGGAAAACCCCGGACUUCGGGCGCCUGCGAAACGUGUUGAUCCUCCCAAGAUAAUUCGCCUAGCUGACGGUUCAAUAUUUGAACGUGCAGAUGAGGAGCUAAGGCAGGAACGCCUUGGUGCCAUUGAGCGAUCGAUGAUACCAGCACAAUACUGUAAUUCCGGAAACAAAGCAAGUGAGCAGGUUAAGUAUCACACCUUCAGGAAUAGACAGCCCAUUGCCCUGCCCAAAACAGCCCAUAAUGAUAUUGGCCAUCCCGGACGCCCUUCGGUUAGAGGCCACUUCUUGGACGAUGAAAAUCAUGGAUACAUGGCCGAUUCUGGACGGCUUAUGCCACGAAAGCGGGAUUUCACAGGUCUGUUAGCCGGUGAUCCCUACCACAACCAACCGCCACUUGAGGACGUAUCGGGUAGGAUAAAUGCUAUUGAUAUUGACAGUGGCAGAUUCCAUAUGGCCCCCAAGAGAAAUAGGGUUUUACUUCAUAAUUCCAUUGAAGAGCCCCAGACAGAUUGCCAACGAGAACCAUUAGAAUACCCCCCUUCCUCUCAACCCCCUUGCAAAAUAGGCAGGCUAGAAGAGGAUGGGCGUUUUCUUCAACAAGGUCAAAGGCAAGGUAAUUUUCUGCAACAUACCAGCAUUCCUAGUGAUAAUUUUUCGCGCCCAAUAUUGAGACCAAUUGAGCGCGAUGGUUCGAAUGCAAGACGAAGACCCGCUGGAGACUCUCAGCUCGCGGAACCUGCAAAUAUAUAUCACUCAGAUCCAAUUAGACAUGGCGCGCCUAAUCAGGGGCUGAACUAUGUCCCCAAUGUCAGCCGGGUGGCCCAUGGGGCCACAGGCACACAGGCUCUUUUCGUCGAUAGCUCUUUAUACAGGGCUAGAAAUGACAAAGAUACCGUUGCACCCAGCCAAAUGGCACGUAUUUCACGCCCUCAACGUGUGAUGGGGUUGGAUGCCUGUGAGAGCCAGGAUUACCGGCAGCAGAAACCAAACCCGCUUAGUUCUCUUUCAUUAAGGCAACGUUCUCUAGAACGGAUGCCAGCUUUUAGUCAAGAUACGCAUUUUCCGCGUAUCCAUUCCCACGAUUUCGUUCGACCCUUACACUCACCGGAAAGGCAGGAACCCCAUAGAUUUCCUCGUGCCCCGGUGCAUGAGCGCCAGGCACAGGUGGAAGACCGUUAUUCACAAUCUACGCACUUUAUACCCCUUCCCAGUGUUGGCCGAUUUCCACCUGAACAUAGAGUUACUUUUGAUCCUACUCCCAACCGAUCUCAUUCACCUCCGAUGCAUCAUCCUACUCCCCGGCUACUGGGCCCUGGUCCGGCGCGGCCGGUUUAUGCACCUCCACCCCGGCACUCACCACCACUGAACAGCCACCAGGCAGCGUAUUUUACCCGCGGGGAAGGUUCUCGCCCCGAGGCUUUGUCUAACGGAAGCCGCCCUCCGCAUCAUCCGAUGGAGCAACUCCCGCCACGGUACCGCACAUCGGAUUUUGGAAGCACCUUUGGUGGUGUACGUACACAAGCUAGACCUCAUAUUUUGCGGGACGCAAUGCCCGUUCGAGGAGGCUAA